CAAAACAUGGCCCGCGGGAUGUACACAAUUUUUUCCCAGCAGCAGCGAAACAGGAUACAAAAAGAUGUUCACAAAAAAGUGAAAGUAUAAAAACCAUUAAAACGGUCCAGUUCACCGAAGGACUGUAGUAAUACAGUAACGCGUUCAAAUAGUGAGUCAUCAAUCAACAGCGAGAUGUCGAAGGUGAUACUGGUGAUCUUCGUGGUCGGUGUUUUGUGGCUACAAGGAUCGGCCGAAGCCGCCCAUCGGAAUGUUUUGCUGCUACUGGCUGAUGAUGGUGGUUUCGAGAUUGGCGCAUAUCGCAAUAAGAUAGUUCAAACCCCAUCGCUGGAUGCCCUGGCCAAGGAAAGUUUGAUAUUCAACAACGCCUAUGCAUCGGUCAGCAGCUGUUCCCCUUCGAGGGCUUCGAUUCUAACCGGUAUGCCUGAACACCAGAACGGAAUGUACGGAUUGCACAACGGCAUUCACAACUUCAAUGCCCUAUCUAACAUCAAGGGCCUUUCCAGUGUUCUCGGAAAUGCUGGAAUUCGAACCGGGCUUAUCGGUAAAAAGCACGUUGGCCCUAGCGAAGUUUUCAAGUUCGAUUAUGAACAGACUGAAGAAAACCACCCGAUCAACCAGGUUGGAAGAAACAUUACGAACAUUAAGCUCUUUGUAAGGGAAUUUUUGAACGAGAAUAAACAAAAAGAUCAACCAUUCUUUUUGAUGGUGUCUUUCCAUGAUCCACAUCGAUGUGGUCAUAUAACUCCUCAAUUCGGUCCGUUCUGUGAACGGUGGGGAUCAGGAGAAGAAGGAAUGGGUUUAAUUCCCGAUUGGCACCCCAUUUAUUACGUUUGGGAUGAACUCAUCUUGCCGUACUACAUCCCGGACACAGAAUGGGCCAGGCGAGAUGUAGCUGCUCAGUAUACAACGAUCUCACGUUUGGAUCAGGGCGUUGGAUUGGUUCUGGACGAACUUAAGAACGCAGGAUUUGCAGAAGACACUCUAGUGGUAUACACUUCAGAUAAUGGGCCACCACUUCCAGCAGCCAGGACUAAUUUGUACGAUCCUGGAAUGGCUGAGCCAAUGUUUAUUCGCUCACCGGAUCCGAAAAGCAGAAAGAAUCAAGUGACCUACUCCAUGACCAGUCACCUGGAUCUUCUGCCUACUUUCUUAGAUUGGUUCAACGUAUCCUAUCCAGUAAAAGAAGACCUUUCUCAAGGCGAAUCAAAUUCUAUCGACCAAAAACCUCCUACUCCACAGCUCACCGGUAAAUCGCUCCUACCUCUGCUAUACGCCGAACCUCCAACUGACCCAGAUCAAGCUGUAUUUGCCUCUCAAUCAUACCAUGAAGUAACAAUGACCUAUCCGAUGAGAGCCAUCCGAACCAGACGCUACAAACUCAUUCACAACCUCGCCUAUCAGCUACCCUUCCCGAUCGAUCAAGACUUUGCCGUUUCCUGGACCUUCCAGGACAUGCUGAAUCGUUCAAUCACCAACCAGGAUCAGCGGUGGUACAAAUCUCUACACCAAUACUACAACCGCCCCGAGUGGGAACUUUUCGAUCUUAAGCUGGACCCAACGGAGAGUAGGAAUCUGGCCGGGAAGAGCUCGUCCAAGCAAACAUUCGAACAGCUGCAGAAGCGCCUGUGGGAUUGGCAAGCCCUUACGGAUGACCCCUUCCGCUGCCUGCCCGGUGGAGUUCUGCUAGAUAAGGGCGAAUACCUCAAUAACGCAACCUGUUUGGCAUUGAGGCAGUAGUUCAGUUUGAACAUUCGCAAUCUUUUCAAUAAUAUCUUAGAGAUUAUAGUAAUAAGCAUUUGGGGUACUGAAAAUAGAAGUUAUAUAGCAAAUAAAGAAUAUCAUUUUUUUCAUGAUUUUAA
Molecule: messenger RNA, 1862 nt
Organism: Uranotaenia lowii
Lineage: Eukaryota; Metazoa; Arthropoda; Insecta; Diptera; Culicidae
Gene: Sgsh
Product: N-sulphoglucosamine sulphohydrolase
Exons: 2
Coding region: 175-1740 (521 amino acids)
Biological process (GO): glycosaminoglycan catabolic process; heparan sulfate proteoglycan catabolic process
Molecular function (GO): N-sulfoglucosamine sulfohydrolase activity
Source: RefSeq, a predicted model, not a curated record